GACUGACGAGCCAACCAUGGGAACGAACCUGGGUUUUUAUCCAUUCCUUACACUCUCAUAUCAUCGCAUCCACUGCCACCCUGGAUUUCACCAGAAACCACGGAAACAUUCAACAUCAUGAAGCUGGCCGUUUUCAGUGCCAAAUCCUACGACAAGAACUUUCUUGACUCUGCUCGAGAAAAACAUUACGCAUCUCUUUGCGAAAUCACCUACCACACUUUCCCACUGUGCUUAGAAACUGUUCCUCUAGCACAAGGAAGCGAUGCGGUUUGCGUCUUCGUCAACGACGACCUCAGUGCCGAAGUACUACGCUCCCUUCAUGCCGUCGGUACCCGCGCGAUCCUCCUCCGCUGCGCUGGCUACAACAAUGUCGACCUCUUAGUAGCUGAAGAACUCGGUUUCUUCGUCGCCAAUGUGCAAUCUUACUCACCAGAAGCUGUUGCUGAGUUUGCUGUAGCGUUAAUCCAAACUUUGAACCGUAAAACGCAUCGGGCCUACAACCGUGUACGAGAAGGAAACUUCAAUCUCGAAGGUUUCUUAGGCCAUACGCUAUAUGGGAAGACGGUGGGAAUAAUAGGUGUGGGAAGGAUUGGCAUGGCGCUGGCUCGUAUCAUGAAAGGAUUCGGGUGUCGACUACUUGCCUUUGACCCUUUCGGUAGUGAAGAAUUCAACAAGCUCGGUGACUUUGUCGACCUCGAAACUCUCUUGGGGCAGAGCGAUAUCGUCAGUCUGCACUGUCCUUUGACUGAAGGGACGAGGCAUAUCAUGAAUGACCAAACCCUUUCUCGAAUGAAGAAAGGGGUCCUGCUCGUCAACACUUCCCGAGGGGGAUUGAUCAACACCAGAGCGGCCAUCCGUGCUCUCAAAACGGGCCAGCUUGGCGGUUUGGCCCUAGAUGUGUACGAAGAAGAAGGAUCACUGUUUUACAACGAUCAUUCGGCCGAAAUCAUCCAAGAUGAUACCUUGAUGAGGUUGAUGACGUUUCAUAAUGUCCUGGUCUGUGGCCAUCAAGCGUUCUUCACCAAGGAGGCAUUGGACGAGAUUGCUCGGAUGACAUUGAGUAAUUUGAAGGACUUCGUGGAGAAAAAAGAGUGCAAGAAUUCGUUGGUUCGAGAAGGCCAUCUGUAUGUCGCGAAAGGCAAGGAACCAGUGAGAAACUUAUAAAGACGGAAACUGUCGGAAGGUCCAGCUCUUGUAUAUAAUAUUGAAUGAACGCCUGAUAUAUAUGCCCUUGUAAUUAGUCGAGAAAAUGUCUUAUGAAGGAUUGACAGUUGCAGUGGCAUGGCUAGCCUCCAAGCAGUAGAUUUUGUGGGUCAAGCCAGAUCGGUAUAAUAGUGAUUGCUUCGUGGGGACAAUACAUCACGCUUCAAUGUUAUCGUGCAUUAUUUUCGAGAGAUGUUGCUACAUGACUGUAUGUGGAUAGAGGUCUAUAUGUGAGAGGGUACCGUGUCAU
This is a messenger RNA of Cryptococcus deneoformans JEC21, 1453 nucleotides long. RefSeq names its product D-hydroxyacid dehydrogenase, putative. Gene Ontology annotation, molecular function: NAD binding; D-lactate dehydrogenase (NAD+) activity. Lineage: Eukaryota; Fungi; Basidiomycota; Tremellomycetes; Tremellales; Cryptococcaceae. The transcript has 2 exons. Bases 118 to 1164 code for a protein of 348 amino acids. The record is from RefSeq and is a predicted model, not a curated record.